GCGCGGUUCGCCAUAUUGCGCAGCUGGGCGUGAGACCGUGCGUCGAGAUCAUCGCGGCUAUAUUGUUUAUUUUCUUCGCUUGCCGAAACUUUUGUCGCAUUCCUGUUAAUAAAAUCAAAACUUUUACUUAAAAUCUGACGCUUAAAUGUAAAACUUGCGAAGUUGGCAAUCGCUUUUAAAACGUUUCAAAUAACAGUUUCACGCGCUAGCCACUAACAAGAUUGACUUCAAAACCUGCAAGAAACGACGAAAUCAGACAAACUCACCCACAGGAGACACGUCAGGACACAGUGUGAAUGGACCCUUCACAUACAGCAGUGUGUAGAUGCUGAAGGGUCUGAAACGAGUGUGAAAGUCCGACGAUCUCCUGUCAGAGGUCAAUAAAGAGCUCAGGAUGUCCAUCACAAACACACCCACCAGUAAUGAUGCCUGUCUGAGUAUUGUCCACAGUCUGAUGUGUCACAGACAGGGAGGUGAGAGCGAGACCUUCGCCAAACGGGCCAUCGAGAGUCUGGUCAAGAAACUGAAGGAGAAGAAAGAUGAGCUGGAUUCUCUCAUCACCGCCAUUACAACUAAUGGAGCUCAUCCCAGUAAAUGUGUGACUAUACAGCGCACGCUGGACGGACGUCUGCAGGUUGCUGGACGUAAAGGCUUUCCACACGUGAUUUAUGCACGCUUGUGGCGGUGGCCGGACCUUCAUAAGAAUGAGUUGAAACAUGUCAAGUACUGUCAGUUUGCCUUUGAUCUGAAAUGUGACAGCGUCUGUGUGAACCCAUACCAUUAUGAGAGAGUAGUGUCUCCAGGAAUAGAUUUAUCUGGACUGACUCUGUCAAGUUCUGGUCCGUCUGCUCUGAUGGUGAAGGAUGAAUAUGAUUAUGAGAGUCAGCCGUCUCUGCCCAGCACCGAGGGACACAUGCAGACCAUUCAGCAUCCCGCUGCGAGACCUGUAGCCCAGGAGCCCUUUAACACCCCAGCUAUGUUACCGCCAGUCGAGGGCAGCAGCUCGGCCUCCACGUCUGCUUUCUCCAGCAUCACUGUGGGAUCCACAACUCAGGCCAGUAAUGUUCUGACAGGAAGUCACAGCAGUGAUGGGCUGCUGCCGAUGGGCUCAGGAACGGGGCAGAGCUCACAGCAGAAUGGCUUACCACCAGGCCAGACGUCCACAUUUCACCACAAUGCCACUUCUACCUGGACGAGGAAUAGCAGUUUUACCCCGAGUGUGUCGCACCAUCAGAACGGCCAUCUUCAGCAUCAUCCGCCCAUGGCUCACCCGGCACACUAUUGGCCUGUACACAAUGACAUAGGAUUUCAGCCCCCGAUAUCCAAUCACCCCGCUCCUGAAUACUGGUGCUCCAUCGCUUACUUUGAGAUGGAUGUUCAAGUGGGCGAGACGUUUAAAGUGCCCUCCUCCUGUCCUGUCGUCACUGUGGAUGGGUACGUGGACCCCUCCGGAGGAGAUCGAUUCUGUCUCGGCCAGUUGAGUAACGUCCACAGAACGGAGGCCAUUGAGAGGGCGAGGCUGCAUAUAGGAAAGGGCGUCCAGCUGGAAUGUAAAGGUGAAGGAGACGUUUGGGUUCGUUGUCUCAGCGAUCAUGCCGUCUUUGUCCAGAGCUACUAUUUAGACCGUGAGGCCGGCCGCGCUCCUGGAGAUGCAGUACACAAGAUUUACCCCAGUGCAUACAUCAAGGUGUUUGAUUUGCGUCAGUGUCACAGACAGAUGCAGCAGCAGGCAGCGACUGCGCAGGCAGCAGCUGCUGCGCAAGCAGCCGCAGUGGCGGGAAACAUCCCGGGUCCCGGAUCUGUGGGUGGAAUUGCACCUGCCAUCAGUUUGUCUGCGGCCGCCGGUAUCGGUGUGGAUGACCUCCGUCGCCUUUGCAUCCUCCGCAUGAGUUUUGUCAAAGGUUGGGGUCCCGAUUACCCCCGACAGAGCAUCAAAGAGACGCCCUGCUGGAUCGAGAUCCACCUCCACCGGGCUCUGCAGCUCCUGGAUGAGGUUCUGCACACAAUGCCCAUCGCCGACCCAACACCGUUAGACUGAGACACUGGACCGAGUGACGGUUCCCACGGCAACCAGAUGACAGAUAACGCUGAACUGUGUGACUGAUGCAGAUGAGGGCUCGCUGACCUUCUGCUCGGAAAACCUGAGAGCGUCUGGAUUGACAGCUGUUGCUUUGUUCAAUUGAAACGCAGUCAUUGCUCAUUUACUACUCUUUUAUUUGUUUAUUUUGUUUCUCUUGUUUCAUUAAACAUUCUUUUACAGUCAGUAAAGUGAGCAACGUGCUACAGGCAGUGAUGAAGAUGUAAAACUCCUCAAGUGUUUUGUCAUGAUAAUGUUUGAGAAACACAUUACAGCUGGUAACACACAGUCUUGGUAGUGGAACAGAAUUACUACUCGAAAUCAUUGAAGAUUUUUUUAACCUGUUAAAACCGCCGUCACGACCUCUCUCCAUACAGGCCAUACAGGUUUAAAAGUAGUUUGGAGGUCUAAUGGUCUGAUUGAUUAUUGACAAGUCAUGUAGCAUUUCUUUUAUUCAUUUGCAGUGUUUUGGCAAAAGUGAUUUUUUUUUACCCCAGGCGAUCGCAUCAAUGGAGUGUUGCAUGGACACAAGCACCCCGAUCUCUAGGCUAGUGGUGGUAUAGUCACUAAAUAUUUGAUUGAUUUAUUGUGUUAAUGGACACAAUUUUCUGCUUUUUCCGUGUCAUUGAGCACGAAUGUCUUUAUCGUGUCCCUAGCACAAAUUUUAUAAAUAGUUUUAUGUGUCCCUAUCACAACUUUCUUUUUUGUGUCAAUUUAUGUAUUGUUUUUUUUUUUUUUAACAUUAAUGCUUGUUGGGUUUUUUACAUUUUAGACAUCCAAACACCGACUCAAACCCUAAGCGAAAAUAGUAAAAAAUUGGAAGAAAAACAUAAAAUAAAAUUACAUCCAAACCCUAAAUCUAAUCCCAACCCCAAGCGACAAUGAUUUAAAAAUAGAAAAAAAAGGAAAAAACAAUACAUAAAAUGACACGAAAAAGAGCAGAAAAUCAUCUCCAUGAACACUAAUAAAUAAAUCAAAUAUUUUGUGAUUAUACGACGAAAUUCCUUGAGGUAGGAUUGACACAAGAUACUUGUUUCCUUCAGUCAGAUGUGAUGGUGUUUUCACUAACAGAAAUUGGCUAGUUAAAACAUUUGAAUAGUUAACCAUCACAGGAAGACAUGUAACGGUUAGUCCAGAUUCAUGCAUUUAUUCUUCUAAAUUUUUUUCUGUCUUAGCUCAGUUUUGUUAAAAUUUUGUUCUAGCACUUUAUUGGUUUUUUUCUUUGCAGGUUGUCAAUAAAAAGUUCUGCAGACCUUUUAACUAAAUUUAAACACUCUUAUGGAUUAGAUACAGUACUAAGAUGUUUAUCCACAAUGGUCAACUCAUAAUCAGAUUAUUGUAAUGUGUGCUUGCAUUGGUUAUAGAGCAACAUUACAAGGACAUCAUUCAUUUUAUUCUCAUAAACACAGCACUGUUAUAUCAUUAAUUAAUUUUUGCUCAAUGGGUUGUUUUCUUUUCUUCCCCCUCUGAUGUUUAAAUCAGUUAACCAUAUAGUAAAUUACAUUCAUGUGUUGAAUUGGA
Paramisgurnus dabryanus is the source of this 3598-nucleotide messenger RNA. RefSeq names its product SMAD family member 4a (gene smad4a). Gene Ontology annotation, cellular component: heteromeric SMAD protein complex. Gene Ontology annotation, molecular function: I-SMAD binding; DNA-binding transcription factor activity, RNA polymerase II-specific; RNA polymerase II cis-regulatory region sequence-specific DNA binding. Gene Ontology annotation, biological process: anatomical structure morphogenesis; cell differentiation; SMAD protein signal transduction. Lineage: Eukaryota; Metazoa; Chordata; Actinopteri; Cypriniformes; Cobitidae. The record is from RefSeq and is a predicted model, not a curated record.